AUGAAGUUUGAAGUGGAAUACUCAUCUCAAUCGUCGUCGUCGUCGUCGUCGUCGUCGUCGUCUUCCGGCGAAGUGGCAGUAAUUCCUAGCGGCCCGGUAUCUCCGACUAGUGCGGCGCCCAUAUCGCACAAGCGGAAGGCUGGGAGGAAGAAGUUCAAGGAGACGCGGCACCCGGUUUACCGGGGCGUGCGCCAGCGAAAAGGCGACAAGUGGGUGUGCGAGGUGCGCGAGCCUAACAAGAAGACGAGAAUUUGGCUCGGCACUUUUCCGACUCCCGAAAUGGCAGCCAGGGCCCAUGACGUAGCUGCGCUAGCUCUUCGCGGCGUUUCGGCCAAGCUUAAUUUCCCAGAAUCCGCCAAAAACCUCCCCAAGCCAAGUCGUCUUCCCCCAGGGACAUACAACGGGCGGCGCUUCAAGCGGCUAAAACCUUCGAGCCAGCUACCGUGUCCUCGACUGGCUCUAUUAGUUUGCCACACGUCGAGAAGACGAAUGGUUCGUUCAUGGAGCCAUCUUCGAGUGGCACGAGGUUUUCUGGACAGCAUGGCAGAGGGACUGCUGCUUACGCCGCCGGCAAUGAAGAGAGGAUUCGAUUGGGAGGACAUGGCUUGGGAAAUGGAUUUGACUUUAUGGAAGGAUUGA
Messenger RNA from Thlaspi arvense, 639 nucleotides. Lineage: Eukaryota; Viridiplantae; Streptophyta; Magnoliopsida; Brassicales; Brassicaceae. The record is from the annotation of a GenBank genome assembly.